AUGGCCGACAAGAACCCUUUCUCGCAGCUUUUUCAGAAGAACACCGUCAGGCUGGCGACGCUUGAACCGGGACGUGGGGAUGACGUUGUUAAGGUGAAGAUUGUCGAUAUUAAUCCUCGCGAUGCGAGCUAUGACUGUAUUUCCUACGACAGGUCCAAGGACUUCGAUACUGUGGACGUUGAAGUCGACGGGGAGCCCUUCAAAAUCUCGAAACCUCUCGCCUCGGCGCUGAAAGCCUUUCGAAAAUUCGACAGCACUCGCACCGUCUGGGCGGAUCUCUUGAUUGGCAGCAACGUCGAGGAGCGAAGUACGCAAGCCCGCGAGAUGAAGACCGUCUUCGAGCACGCGGACAAGACGACGGCAUGGCUCAGUUCCGGCAAUGCCCAACGCGAAGCUGCUCUCGACAUGAUUCAGACUCUCGCGAACGAAUGGUCGCAGGCGCGACUUCACGCGAACUACCCCGAGGUCCACUCGCGAGCUACGUUUCAGCAGAUGCGGGAUGCUCAGGCGUAUAUUGGUGCUCGACAUGAGCGGUUCCAGCCGACGAAUAAGGCUUUGUGGGAGGCCGUGCAGAGGUUGUUCUGUACGACAUACUUCGAGACUCCGCAAUCGAUCCCCGAGAUCAUCUUGUCGAAGAAGCCCAUGGUCGCUGUCGGCGACAAGUCAGUAUCGUGGCCGGACUUCGCAUCAGCAUCCACAGCCUUCGCAAUGCUCAUGCCAUCCCUGGGACUGACCCCCGAUCCGAAGCUGCUGAAAUCCUUGGAGCGCAUCAUGGGCCUGCAGACAGCGACUCGUCGGAAACGUGAUGGGGAGAGCUUGGAGCUCUUGCCUAUGAUCAAGGACGCCCGUGGGACGUCGUAUCGGGAUCCGCGGGAGGUUGUGUUUUCGGUCAUUCCGAUCUCGACGCCUUGUCUGCGGACGGAAAAGGAUUCUAAGAGGCCUGCUCUGCCCGAGGUGGAUUAUGAGGCGAGUGAGGUGGAGGUGUUUAAACGGGCUUCGAGGUAUAUUCUGGAGGACCGACAGGAUUUGAUGAUGUGGUGGUACGAGCGACCUCCCUGCGGCCGCAAAUUGGCUGGCCUGCCAUCAUGGGCGAUAGACUGGAGCAGCCCAAAUAUCAACACAGGAAGCGCAUUGAUAUCCCCCGACAACGGCCUCCGCUCCUGGGCCGAUCCCCUCAAGAACAAGAGAAUCUACGUCGACGACGAAGACGGCCUCCACCUCCAAGCCCAUCCUCUGGACCGCAUCUCCUCUGUCUCCCAAAUCUUCACCGAAACCAACUACCGCCGGCUCUGCCUGGAAGAGUUCCAGAAACUCGCACCGUCCCGCGAAGCCGCAACUCCUGAACAAUGCAUGGAUAAAUACGCCCGUACGCUGAUCCUGAAUAUAGCUGGAUUCGGCGAUACAAUGCGGACGUCCUCCGCCCCCUCAGAGGAUGUCAUUCGCAGUUUCCAAAGCCUCCUCGCCGAAGAACGCAUCCUCCAAGUCCUAGGCUGCACAAUGGAACAGCUCAUGUCAAUGUCCCCCGAACGCAUCGCGGAGGCGCGCGCGAAGCCCGAAAUCCAGAACCUCGCAGGUAUCCCAGGCCAAAGCCAGGACUUCGACUCCCUCCUCCAAACCAACACGCUCGGCCGCCGCUUUUUCACCUGCGAAAGCGGCCGCUACGGCAUGACGACUAUCGAAACUCCUCCCGAAGGCUCCCAAGCACCCAACGCCACCCCCGUCCCCAACUUCGACUCCGUCCUAGGCGACCCCCUCGGGCAAGGCAUGAUGUCCGCCUUCCAGUCCUUCCUCGCGCAGAAAGACCCCCGGGCCGCCGCCGCGCUAAACCAAGCCAUCGCCGGCACGAUGCCCGGCCAGCGAGUCCCCGGCGUGCGGAUUGGGGAUUUGGUCGUGGCGGUGAUUGGGGGGUUUCAGCCUUAUGUGUUGCGGGCGAAAAAGCGAGAAGAAGGAGGGGAAAGGGAUUUGAACGAGCAGACGAAGUAUGUGUUUGUGGGGGAUUGUUAUCUGCAUGGGGUGAUGGAUGGGGAGUGUUUCAAGGAGGGUGGGCAGGUGAGGAGGGAUGUUAGGACGGUGGAUGUUACGGUUGUGUAG
This is a messenger RNA of Zasmidium cellare ATCC 36951, 2091 nucleotides long. RefSeq lists its product as uncharacterized. The transcript is spliced from 2 exons. NCBI's taxonomy places the organism in Eukaryota, Fungi, Ascomycota, Dothideomycetes, Mycosphaerellales, Mycosphaerellaceae. The record is from RefSeq and is a predicted model, not a curated record. Bases 1 to 2091 code for a protein of 696 amino acids.